GCUGCUGCCAGCGGGAUGCAGCAUUGGACCCGUUUUCCCGACGUGAGCGAGCGCGCUGAAACCGGAAGCUCCGGCGAGAGAGAGAGAGAGAGAGAGCGAGAGCGGGCUAACCCGGGACCGAGUAAAGUGACCCGCUGUUUCUUACGGACUACAGACGGAUCCCGUGAGGAGCGCCGAGACUCUUACCGACCACAGGAGGAAUACAGCGACCACUCACCGGACCAACAUUUCCAGCGGACACAUCUAAUGUCAUCGAACUCACAGUGCGCUUCUUUUAUAUCUCAGUUUGUUGUUUGCGUCUCGUGAAGCCAAGGAGAAUAAUCGUAAUUUCUGCGCACUUUGUGGAAGCGUUUGACCUGCGCAGCUGCACCUGCGCGUCCCCGGAAAACAUGGACGGAUCACCGGGGACCGAAACCGAGAGGAGCUCCAGAACAACGAGACGAAGGCGAAGAUCCGACGGCAGUCUUCUAGCCGUCUUCAUAAUGUGCUCUAAAGUCUUCAUCAUCCAGGCGUCAUCACUGCAGUUCUCCAAAGAGCCCAAAUCUCAGGAUGCCUUACAUGGCCGCAGCGCCAUCCUGCGCUGUGAGGUCAGCGACCCGGUGGACGUGCUGUUCUCGUGGACUCAGGACGGGCGACGCGUGCAGGACUCGGACCGCCGCUUUCAGGAGGGCAGCAACCUGAAGUUCAUGGCAGUGGAUCGACAUGCCGACACAGGCAACUUCCAGUGUGUGGCGUCCAGCAGUGCCACAGGAGAGACGGUGACCUCCGCCAACGCCUCCUUCAAUAUUAAAUGGCUGGAGAGGGGGCCGGUCACUAUGAAUGAACCCGCCUCAGAGGCGGAGCUAGAGGAGGCUGAGCGAAUCGUGCUGCAGUGUCACAUUGAUGGACAUCCACGGCCGAGCAGUAAAUGGUUCAAAGAUGGAGGUCAGCUGGGCGGAAAGGACCGGAUCCUCACGCUGAACGACCUCAGCCCAGGGGAUUCUGGGAUUUACUACUGCUGUGCUCGAAAUGCAGCAGGACAAGUGUGCAGUAACCACAACAUCACUCUCAACAUCAUCGAUAAGACUUUUCCCCGUGUGGUCGUGGCUCCAGUGGAUCAGGUGGUCCUGCGUAAUGAAGAGGCUGUGUUUCACUGUCAGUUCAGAGCCAAGCCUCCGCCGCUGCUCCAGUGGUUCCACGACGCAGAACCUGUCGUCAACAAAUCACGGUUUGUGGUGUAUGCUAACGGCACACUGCACAUCACUCAGGUGAAGCAGCGCAGCACAGGUGUGUAUAAAUGUGUGGCUCAGUAUGGAGAGAACAAACACGUGCAUGUGGAGGCCGCACUCAGGAUCGCAGAGAUUGAAGACAUGGGCGAGCGCAUGUUUCGGGUGUUCUCGGCCAACAGCAGAGAGAGGGUGAGCUGUGAGCCGCCACGGGGUCAGCCGGAGCCGGAGGUGUGGUGGGAGCACGCGGGUGCUCGUGUGCCGUCUGAGGGUCGAGUCCAUCAGCGGGACAGAGAUCUGAUCUUCAGCCCCACAGACAGCUCAGACUCGGGCGUCUACACGUGUGUCGCCCAGAACAAGGCGGGACAGAAGCAGCAGGAACUCGUGGUCACUGUAGCCACCUCUCCAGAAUGGAUCGUGAAGCCGCAGGACACACAUAUUGAGGAGGGUCAGCCAGGUUACCUGCACUGUCACGCACAGGGCACACCUGAACCAAGGGUCACAUGGUACCGCAAAAGCGUCCCGAUCAGUGAGGAGGGCUCUCGUUAUAAGCUCUUCUCUAACGGGACUCUGAAGAUCAACAGCGCAGAGGUGAAUGAUGGUCAGAUCUACAGCUGCACGUGUGUGACGGAGGGCGGCUCCAUCACAGCACACGCCCGGAUUCACAUACUGGAGAAGUUAAAGUUCACGCCUGUCCCGCAGCCGUCGCAGUGUCUGCAGCUGGACAGAGUGAGCAGCAUCAGCUGUGUCGCUACAGGACGAGAGACACCCACAAUACACUGGAGCAGAGCAGCAGACGGCGCUGAUCUCCCGCCUCACGUGAGUCAGACAAACGGAGUCCUUCUCUUCAGUACAGUGAGCCGCGCCGACGGAGGAAACUACACGUGUGUGGCGUCCAGCAGCGCUCAGGGAGAGAUACGAGCACAUGUACAUCUCACUGUAGGAGUUCACGUGGAGUUUAAGCUGGAGCCAGAGCAGACGACAGUCUAUCAGGGUCACACAGCCGUGUUUCACUGUCAGGCGUCAGGUGACCCGCAGCCGUACAUUCAGUGGAUGCUCAAAGACAAACUGCUUGGCAGCAGCAGCUCCAGCAGGUUUCAGAAGAUGCCCAAUGGCUCUCUGGUCAUUAGUGAUGUCACCACUGAUGACACGGGCCUGUACACCUGUAUCGCAGGAAACACCUGCAACAUCAGAGACACAGCAGCGCAGCUUUACGUCGUGGAGAAGCCUGUGCACCCGCGUGAUGGAGACGAGGAUAAGAGCCAGUUUAAGAUGUUCCAGACGAUCGCGCUGUCGGUGGCCGUGGCCGUGGCUUACAUCAUCGCUGUGCUUGGACUCAUGUUCUACUGCAAACAGAGACGCAAGAACAAACGGCUGCAGAAGAGCCGCACCGCAGAAGAGCCCGAGAUGGAGUGCCUGAACGGUGGCGCUGUUCAGCUGAACGGCCACAGGAUGGCUGAGAUGCAGGAGGAAGUUGCUUUAACCACCAUGGGACCCUCAGCAAACAUUGAUAAACAGCAGAGCUGCACUGACAAAUUGCACUUUCCCAGAGCGCACCUGCAGACCAUCACCACGCUGGGUUGCGGCGUGUUCGGCGAGGUGUUUCUGGCUAAAGCGAGGGCUAUAGUGGAGACCGAGGAGGAGACGCUGGUGCUGGUGAAGAGUUUACAGAGCCGAGACCAAACGCUCCAGUCCGAGUUCAGACGAGAGUUGGAGAUGUUCAGCAAACUCAAUCACGCUCACAUCGUGCGACUGCUGGGGCUCUGCAGAGAAACACAUCCACAUUACAUGAUCCUGGAAUACGUGGAUCUGGGUGAUCUCAAACAGUUCCUCAGGAUAUCAAAGAGCAAUGAUGGGAAACUCAAGCCGCAUCCCAUCAGCACUAAAACUAAAGUCUCCAUCUGUGCUCAGGUGGCUGAUGGGAUGCAGCAUUUAUCAAACCAGCGUUUUGUGCAUAAAGACCUGGCAGCCAGAAACUGUCUGAUCAGCGGACAGAGACAGGUGAAAGUGUCCGCGCUCAGUCUCAGUAAAGACGUCUAUAACAGUGAGUACUAUCACUACAGGCAGGCCUGGAUUCCCCUGCGCUGGCUCCCGGCCGAGUCAGUCUUUGACGGCGAGUUCUCCAGUAAGUCAGAUGUGUGGGCGUUCGCUGUGCUCAUGUGGGAGGUGUUCAGUCUGGGCGAGCUGCCGUACCCUGCGCUCAAUGAUCAGCAGGUGCUGGAAGGUCUGCAGGCUGGUCAUGUGAGUCUGUCUCCUCCAGAAGGCUGUCCUGCUCACAUCUGCAGUCUGAUGAGCCGCUGCUGGGCGUCCAGCCCUAAAGAACGGCCCACGUUCAGAGAGAUCGCUCAGACUCUGGCUGAUGUUCCCGCGGACACUAAAGUCUGAAGCAUCGCCAUCAGUACAAUCAGAGACACACUUCAGACUCGAGUCGGUGCCGUGACGCGCUCAGGAUCAGGCUUUCACCCGCCUUAAACACGCUUCUGUCACACAAAUCAUCUGUUUACGGUUUUGUAGUUCGGCCGCUUCGCUCCGACCCGAAGCUUCCUUUCUCAGGGACGCCAGAAGGAGCUUCAUGUCAGGGCGGUGAACUUUGACCUCUGACCUCUUGACAAUCGCAGCUCCGUAAACGCAGGAGGAGGUACUGCAGAUGUGCUCGUGUCGAGGAAUCGGCAGUGAUCAGUGUGUGUGUGUGUGUGUGUGUGUGUGUGUGUUUCCACAGGAUGAUGUCACGUCAGGAAACGCAUCAUUAGUGGAAUUCACUCGCUUGUAUUGAGAGACUAGAGACUGAAAUACGAAGCUAUAAUCCCAUUAACAAUUAUACACACUGCAAAAAUAAUGUUCUUCCUCAGUAUUUUUUAUUUGUUUUUUUCUUUUUUAGUUUUGUUUUUGUUUUAACUUAAUCUUCAGUCAUUUUGCUUCUCCAGUUCUUGAUUUAAGAAUGUUUAGAUAUUUGUGCUGGAAAACAAGACAAAAACAGUGAGGAAGAACAUCAUUUUUUGCAGUGCACUAAUUGAGGUGUAUGUUUGGUGAAAGAGGUUGUUCGUAAUGAUAAUAUGAUCUUUGUUUCUUUGAGGUGCUCACAGGUGACUGUGUUAUUGUAAUAAAUUAAUAUGCAAUGCCUCAGAUUAAGCCAUGAUUAAUCACAGUUUUAUCUUUAUUCCCAGUUUACUGUCAGUAUCCUCCAGAGUCCUUUUGAUUGUUUUUGAUUUUCUGAAACCCACAAGCUUCAGCAGAUGACACUUCAAACUUCAGAUGUGAUGUAGGUCAGCGCUUCUCAUCGGGAUCCACUAGGGGGCCUCAUAUGAUUCAAAAUGAACAACACAAGCAUUAAAAUCAGCUAAAACAACUAAAAAUCAAGAUAUUUUUUUGUCUUUGAAGAAGCAGGAUUCUAUGGAAGCUUGUUUCCACCGCUAAAUAAAAAAAUUACAAAGGUAAUUGUGACUUUUUAUCUCUCAAUUCUGACUUUUUUCUCAGAAUUGCAAUAUUUAAACUCACAAUUGCGAGUUAUAAAGUCAGAAUUGCGAGAUAUAAAGUCAGAAUUGCAUGAUAUAAAGUCAGAAUUGCGAGAUAUAAAGUCAGAAUUGCAUGAUAUAAAGUCAGAAUUGCGAGAUAUAAAGUCAGAAUUGAGUAAUAUAAAGUCAGAAUUGCGUGAUAUAAAGUCAGAAUUGAGUAAUAUAAAGUCAGAAUUGCGUGAUAGUCACAAUUCUGAGAAAAAAAUGCCAGUCUUUUUUCCCUCACAAUUGGACAUAACACGUAAUGGUGUUACUUUUUUCUCACAAUUGCGAGUUUAUAACUCGCAAUUCUGACUUUAUAUCACGCAAUUGUCUAUAACUCACAAUUCUGACUUUAUAACUCACAAUUUUGACUUUAUAUCACUCAAUUCCGACUUUAUAUCACUCAAUUCCAACUUUAUAUCACUCAAUUCUGACUUUAUAUCACUCAAUUCCGACUUUAUAUCACUCAAUUCUGACUUUAUAUCACUCAAUUCCGACUUUAUAUCACUCAAUUCCAACUUUAUAUCACUCAAUUCUGACUUUAUAUCACUCAAUUCCGACUUUAUAUCACUCAAUUCUGACUUUAUAACUCGCAAUUCCGACUUUAUAUCACUCAAUUCCAACUUUAUAUCACGCAAUUCUGACUUUAUAACUCGCAAUUCCGACUUUAUAUCACUCAAUUCCAACUUUAUAUCACUCAAUUCUGACUUUAUAUCACUCAAUUCCGACUUUAUAUCACUCCAUUCUGACUUUAUAACUCGCAAUUCUGACUAUAUCACGUAAUUCUCCGAAAAAAAAGUCAGAAUUGUGAGACAAAAAGUCGCAAUUACCUUUUUUAUUUUUAUUUCAUGGAGGAAACAAGCUUCCAUAGGAUCCUCAGGGAUAUACGAGGAAACCUCAUAUUAAAAGUGUGAUUUCUAGACCUGGAAAAGUCAUGAGAAUUAAUAUAACAUAUACAUCUUACUAGUUAUGCCAAGCUCUAAAAUAUUUUAUCAGGUAGUAAUUGUGAGCAAACUUGCUUUAAAAACCAUUAAUCCCUAUUCACAGAUGACUGGAAAUAUCAUGCUUAUUCUUUGGUUAAAAGAGCAGGAAUCCUGAAGUUUUGUGCACAGAAACUAGGAUUGUCUGUAGAUUAGAAUCCAUUUUGAAAACCAAUCUUUUUCAUUACAGCAGAUAUUAUUGUGGGCCGUGGAGUCAGAGGUUGAGAUGUUUGUAUUUAUGAUGAAGGUUCUGUGAUUUUAACACAGCCAGUGUUGGUUUUAUUCUCCCGUCCCGCAGCAGAAACUCAUCUGGACUGUUUCGCGCUCAGUGGUUUUCAUCAGGUCAAUUCUGACUUUUAAUACUAAAAGUGCCUAGAACAUGAAGGACUUAUUUGCUGGGUUUUUUUUUUUUUUUUUUUUACAGUGUCUUUUGUAAUGCCGUUAAAGCUUAUUGUUUUUAAGAACUGCUUUUAUAUAAUCGUUUCAUGUAUUUUUUUAUUAUUGUUGUUUUAUUUGUCGUUUGUUUUAAUCUCUGUGAGUUCAUCCUCACUGUCUGUUCACUGUUGUUCUCUCACACCGUGAUGCUUUUAUAUUCUGCUUUAGUAAAGGUCACAGUAAUCCAGAUGUAAUGCUGCUCAUUAAACAGUCAUGUUUUUAACA
Ctenopharyngodon idella (grass carp) is the source of this 6339-nucleotide messenger RNA. It is a transcript of the gene ptk7b, whose product is annotated as protein tyrosine kinase 7b. Lineage: Eukaryota; Metazoa; Chordata; Actinopteri; Cypriniformes; Xenocyprididae. Gene Ontology annotation, cellular component: plasma membrane; axon; neuronal cell body. The coding region runs from base 390 to 3590 and encodes 1066 amino acids. The transcript has 20 exons. Gene Ontology annotation, biological process: homophilic cell-cell adhesion; synapse organization; protein phosphorylation. Gene Ontology annotation, molecular function: ATP binding; protein kinase activity; axon guidance receptor activity. The record is from RefSeq and is a predicted model, not a curated record.